Messenger RNA from Ambispora leptoticha, 255 nucleotides. Lineage: Eukaryota; Fungi; Glomeromycota; Glomeromycetes; Archaeosporales; Ambisporaceae. The record is from the annotation of a GenBank genome assembly.
AUGAGAAUCUUUAUUACGGGUGGAUCGGGUUAUCUUGGGCAUAACUUUAUCGAAUACGCGCUUAAGGAAGACCCCCAACUUCUCAUAACUGCUCUAUCACGCUCUACCAUUGCGGACGACAAAAUAUUGCAAGCUGCUGGAAAUGUUCGUAGUGGUAAAGAAAGAAUUCGAAUAAUUAGAGGUGACAUGCAUGACGAAAAUGCAUUAAGGGAAGGUGUUAAUGAGGCAGAUGUAAUAGUGCAUUUGGCUGCAAAG